GUGAUCCACUCCAAGAACCUGCUGCGGAGUGGCACCUUGGUUGGCACCUUCAAGCUAGAUGUUGGCACAGUCUACUCCCAGCCUGGUAAGGGUGCUGAGACUGGCACAUGGGUCUAGACCCACAAUGUUUCAGAACCUCUUAUAAGGAUACAUGAUGAUUCAUUGGUUAAAUUAAUGGAUGAUUGAUUGGCACCUGUAUCACAGAGCACCAGUUCUACCACAAGUGGGCCAUGCUGUCUGACCCUGAUGACAUCACGGCGGGGUGCAAAGGUUACAUCAAGUGUGACAUCGCCGUGGUGGGGAAGGGGGACAACAUCAAGACUCCCCACAAAGCCAACGAGACGGAUGAAGACGACAUAGAGGGGUAAGAGAAUGUUGACGGGUUAUACAAUGUUCUAGCGGUCAGAGAAUGUUGUCAAAGGGUUUUGAUGAAACAAAAUCAGACUUGCAACCAUUUUUCAACCUUUUUUUUUUUUCUGUUCAGGAACCUCCUGCUUCCAGAGGGAGUUCCUUUGGAGAGGCAGUGGGCGCGGUUCUACGUGAAGAUCUACCGAGCCGAGGGCCUUCCCAAGAUGAACACCAGCAUCAUGGCCAACGUGAAGAAGGCCUUCAUUGGAGAGAACAGAGACCUGGUGGACCCAUAUGUACAAGUGCUCUUCGCUGGACAGAAAGUAGGUCCACUACUCAGGAGAUCAGGACUUCUCAACACCAUGAAGCUGUAG
This is a messenger RNA of Coregonus sp. 'balchen', 722 nucleotides long. Lineage: Eukaryota; Metazoa; Chordata; Actinopteri; Salmoniformes; Salmonidae. The record is from the annotation of a GenBank genome assembly.